ACUCUGGAGGUGUCACCUGGUAACCAUAGGCUCUAACGCCUGGCAAAGGACAUGAGACAAACCACUUCACACACCUGAAAGUGUGUGUUUUGUUAAGUUAGACACCAGAAACUUCAUGUUGGUUCUUCUAUCAUUUAUCCAACUGGAAGGAGGACCAGACGGCAAUAAAAUGGAAAUGCUGUCUAAAUUAGAGAAUAAGGUUCACCCACAGCAAAUGAUCCCGGAGCUGCGGAAAAACAAUAAAUAUGACAUGAACCGGAUGGUUAGUCGAAUGAAAAAGCGCUGCGCCUUUACCUCCUGGACCAGGGAGAACAUACACAAGAAGGAAUGCUGCUUCUAUGAAAAGGGUGUCAGAGAGGACAUAUGUAAGUGCGGCUACUCAAAAAUCGAACAUAAUGAUGAAGCCAUCAAACCAGAGGACUUCACUGGCGAAUCAUGGCACAAACACAGACAUCUCCACGAAGUGCCCACAGACGCUUUUGGGGACAUCAGCUUUGGUGGUUUGGGACAAAAGACGGGCAAGUAUAUGCGAGUGUCAACAGACACCAACCCAGAAAUCCUGUACCAGUUACUGACUGAACAGUGGAGACUGUCCCCCCCCAACCUGCUGAUCUCAGUGACCGGGGGGGCUAAAAACUUCUACCUGAAGGCUCGUCUAAACAACAUGUUCAACAGAGGUCUUAUCAAAGUGGCCCAGACAACAGGAGCAUGGAUCAUCACCGGUGGUACGCACACAGGUGUGAUGAAGCAUGUAGGGAAGGCUGUGAGGGACUACGCCCUCAGCAGCUCCACGCAGGGCCAGAUUGUGGCUAUCGGAGUGGCAACGUGGGGAACCAUUCACAACAGGGACGCUUUGGCGCAUCCAGAGGGUUGUUUCCCAGCCCAUUAUGAGCUGGACAUCAAGGGCCAGGGUCGACUCUCCUGCCUCGAUAACAACCACACCCACUUCCUGCUGGUGGACGAUGGGACCCAGGGAAAUUAUGGAGUGGAGAUUGAGCUGCGUAGCUGUCUGGAGAAAUGCAUCUCCGGGAAACGUCUUGGAAACAAAGAAAGUGGCGUGACAAUCCCCGUAGUGUGCGUGGUUUUGGAUGGAGGACCAGGCACUCUAAACACCAUCUAUAAUGCCAUGCUGAAUGGUACACCAUGUGUGAUCCUGGAGGGCUCGGGGAGAAUAGCCGAUGUGAUCGCCCAGGUGGCAGCUCUGUCAGUGACCCGGGUCACCAUCGCCCUCAUCCACCAGUUAAUGAAAAAGUUCUUUGACCAAGAGUAUGAAAAGUUCCCCGACCUCAGGAUCAUAGAAUGGACCAAGAAGAUUCAGGACAUCAUCAGGAUGCCUCACUUGCUAACCAUAUUCAGAAUUAGCGAGGACAAUCACGGGGAUGUGGACGUGGCUAUUCUUCAAGCGCUACUUAAAGCCUCGAGGACCAGUGAGUCGCUUGGCACUGAGUCCUGGAAGAGGCAGCUGGAGCUGGCUAUAGCCUGGAACCGAGUGGACAUAGCUGAGACUGAUAUCUUCACUGAGGAGAGGCAGUGGAAGUCCAGUGACCUCCACUGGGCCAUGUUCUCGGCCCUGGUUGGCAACAAGCCUGAGUUUGUGAGUCUACUGCUGGAGAACGGCGUGAGUCUGAGGGACUUCCUGCAGGACGAGGAGACCCUGUGUGAGCUUUACAAACAGCUGCCAUCCUGCAUGUUCCUCCGCAAGCUGGCCAAGCGGGUCCACAACGCUCACAGGAAGAAGGCGUUCGGCAUGAGGCAUCGGGUUCGAUCGGGACAAGGAGAAAUGGUCUCCUUGACUCAUGUGUCUGAUGAGGUGCGCCGCCUGCUGGGCAGCUUCACCCAGGCCCUCUACCUUCCCUCCAACAUGACGUACCACUUCAACAUGUGUCUGGAAGAUACGUCAGCAUCACUGUCUAAAAACUCGACAUCUUCUCAAGCUCCGCUAAAGGAGGACAGUCCUGACGCGCAGAGGGACCCGGGCAGAGACAUUUUCCUGUGGGCUGUCGUCCAGAACAAUAGGGAGCUGGCUGAGAUCGCCUGGGAGCAGUGUACAGACUGCAUGUCGGCUGCGCUGGCCGCCAGUAAGAUCCUGAAGACGAUGUCAGCUGAAGGAAUGGAUGCGGACAAGGCGGAAGACAUGAAGAAGCUCGCCAAUCACUAUGAGAAACACGCCAUUGGUGUGUUCAAUGAGUGCCACAACUGGGACGAAGAGCGGGCUCAGAAGCUGUUGUUUCGUGCGUCUCCGUCUUGGGGAAGGACGACGUGCCUCAGGCUGGCUCUGGAGGCAGACGAUAAAAGCUUUGUAGCUCAGUCUGGAGUUCAGGCCUUCCUGACACAGAUCUGGUGCGGUGAGCUUUCAGUGGACAACCCGGUGUGGAGGGUGCUCCUCUGCAUGGUCUUCUUCCCUCUGAUCUACACCGGCUUCCUGGUUUACAGACGCGAUGAAGUCAUUCAGAGAGAAGCUGAGAUGAAUGAAGAAAUCAAGACAGUGGAGAGUGUAACGGGAAGUGUACUUCGAACAAGCACUCGCAGUCUCGACUCCUCCGGCCUGCAGCGGCAGAAGCCUCUGGGCAGAUGGUCCAGGCUGCUCCGCCUGUACAGCUCUGCGCAGGCCAAGUUCUACUUGAAUAUCGUGUCUUACUUCGCCUUCCUCUUCCUCUUUGCUGUGGUGCUGAUGAUCGACUUCCAGGCUACGCCCUCUAGUGGGGAGGUGCUGCUUUACAUCUGGCUGCUCUCGCUGGUGUGUGAGGAGGUCAGACAGCUGUUUCACGAUCCGGAUGGCUUUGGGUUUCGUAAGAAAGCCAGGAUGUACAUCAACGACCUGUGGAAUAUUUUAGACGUUCUUUCCAUCCUCUUCUUUAUUAUCGGCCUCGCAUUUAGGCUGACGACUGAGCUGUUCUAUGCGGGUAAAAUCCUCCUCUGCAUCGACUUUGUGGUCUUCUGCCUCCGGCUAAUGGCCAUCUUCACUAUCAGUAGAACACUUGGACCCAAAAUCAUCAUCGUCAGGAGGAUGAUGACGGAUUUGUUCUUCUUCAUGUUCCUGCUGAGUAUCUGGGUGGUGGCGUACGGUGUGGCCAAACAAGGCAUCCUCAUCCACAACGACAACCGGCUGGACUGGAUUGUCCGCGGGGCCGUUUAUGAGCCGUACCUCAUCAUAUUUGGGAAUUUCCCCACAAAUAUUGAUUAUGCUGACUUUAAACUAGACUCCUGCACCAUGAAUGGCAGUGAUCCUCUAAAGCCCAAGUGUCCUGUGCUGAAUGAAAACCAGAUGCCAGCCUUCCCCGAGUGGCUCACCAUCAUCAUGCUUUGUAUUUACCUGCUCUUUGCCAACAUACUGCUGCUGAACCUGCUCAUCGCCAUCUUCAACUUCACGUUCCAGGAAGUUCAGGACAACACAGACAGGAUAUGGAAGUUUCAAAGAUACGAGCUUAUCAAGGAGUACCAUAGCCGCCCCGCUGCCCCGCCCCCUUUCAUCAUCCUCAGCCAUCUGUACCUCUUCAUUAGGAACGUGGUGCUGUGCAGGACGCCCAUCACUACCACAGAGUUCAAGUGCGAGCUUCCUCAGGUGGAGGAGGAGGAGCUGCUGUCCUGGGAGGCCAUGAUGAAGGACAGAUACCUGCUGUCCACACGGCAGGAGCAGAGCCAGAGCAUGGAGCGCCGCAUCGUGGACACGGGACAAAAGGUUACCACCAUAACAGAGCGGCUGGAGAGGGAAGAGGAGAUGGGCUCUGAUGCCACGGUGCAGAGACUGGCUCGACUAGAGGAGCAGGUCAUGCAGUCCGCCAAAGCCCUGCAGUGGAUUAUGGAAAGUCUGAAAUGUCAGGGUUUUACAGCAAAAGAUGCACAACCACCAACACUGACCACAACAGAGGAGUCCACUGAUAUGUAUGCAUCAGAGAAAGAGGACAAGUACCAUGUGAACGCCCGUCAGUUUUACUAUCCCAACAGCAAACUCACACGCUUCCCUGUGCCUGAAGAGAAAGUGCCAUGGGAGUUCAGCUUCACCUGUUACAUGCCGUCUUAUUACACGUCUGAAGAAAGUGGGGACCAUGUGGAUGGAUCAGAAUCAGAGGCCUCAAAUAAUUACAGAAAUCCAGGAGGGAGGACUGGCAUGAGGGGACGGGGUGCACUAAGCCAACUGGGUCCAAAUCCCAAUCUAGACCUCGUGCUGACACGCUGGGGAGACAGCGAGUGCUCUGUUUUGGACUACCUGGUGGUUUGGGAUGAGAAGAAGGGAACCUUGGCUUUACCUGGGGGACCCAUUGAAUCUGCUGAUCACCUGCCAGUGAUUCUUAGGAGAACCAUGGGAAAGAAGAUGUAUGAGAUAGUAAAUGCCAAAUUAUCAGAGGGAACAAAGGUGUUUGAGGGUUAUGUGGAUGACUGCAGAAACACAGAUAAUGCCUGGGUGGAAAUCACAGUCCUUAACAUUCACCUGGACAGAGCAAGCCAGACGACUGACGAUAUCAACAGUAUGGUGGUUAGCAGCCAUGGCGCUCUUCAGUGGCGAGAGGUGAGCGGUAAAACCAGACUUAGCUCCAACCAAGGAGACUCACUGCGGCUGGUUGCAGAGCUGCACAACAGGAAGUUCUGAUGUUCAACGCGGCUGUAGCUGUAAAUGUGCCUCUCCAUCCACAGGGUUCCUUCAUGUUGCCUUAUGUUGAUGCUGAAAUGUUAUUCUGUUGAACUGAAUGCACUUGAAACAAGACUCUAUAAAGCCAUAAUGUAUGCUGCUAUGGAUUAUUUUCAACAAUUUGCACAGAUGUUAUUGGCCAGUACACUGAAUGUUUAGCCCACACACUGUGCUUUACUGCUCAUGCUUAUGUAGGCACUAGGCAGUAAUAGUGUAUAUGUAAACUGAUCAUGAAUACCUCCUUUCUGAGGAAGUUGUAAUUUAAAGGAAUGGUAAGCU
Molecule: messenger RNA, 4906 nt
Organism: Gymnodraco acuticeps
Lineage: Eukaryota; Metazoa; Chordata; Actinopteri; Perciformes; Bathydraconidae
Gene: trpm2
Product: transient receptor potential cation channel, subfamily M, member 2
Biological process (GO): calcium ion transmembrane transport
Cellular component (GO): membrane
Molecular function (GO): ligand-gated calcium channel activity
Source: RefSeq, a predicted model, not a curated record